Messenger RNA from Salvia hispanica, 1340 nucleotides. The record is from RefSeq and is a predicted model, not a curated record. NCBI's taxonomy places the organism in Eukaryota, Viridiplantae, Streptophyta, Magnoliopsida, Lamiales, Lamiaceae.
AUGGCCGUAACCAAAGGCAAUAAAAGGCCUCAUGUAUUGGCUGUGCCGUUUCCGGCCCAAGGCCACGUGAAGCCGCUCAUGAAAUUGGCUCGCCAAAUCGCCAAACACGGCAUUAAGGUCACGUUCGUUAACAUCGAAUGCGUCCAUCGCCAAAUCCUCUCUUCCCCCUGGGCCGAGGCCGAGGACGAGGAUGAGGAUAUGGACAACUUGGUGAUGACCUCCGUGAGCGACGGGCGGGGCCCGGCGGGAAUUCUUUCUCCAAAACGGCGGCCAUUUGUUGCAAGAGAAGCUCGCUACCAGAGAAGCCUCACCGGAUAUGGUCACCAUUUUCACCUCAUCCGAGCUAGAAAAGGCCACCAACAGCUUCCACAACAGCAUGAUCAUUGGCCGAGGCGGCUUUGGACCGUGUACAAAGGCGUUUUAGCGGAUGCAAGAACAGUUUCCAUCAAGAGGUCUACAAGAGUCGAUCCCACACAAAUCGAGCAGUUCAUUAACGAGGUUGUUGUGCUGUCUCAGAUCAACCAUGGGAAUGUUGUCAGGCUUCUUGGUUGUUGCCUAGAAAAAGAUGUCCCACUUUUAGUAUACGAGUUCAUUAGCAACGGCACCCUUUCUUCCCAUCUGCACGAUGAGGCUAAGGCGCGUGCUCUUGAUUGGAGCAUGCGUCUGAAGAUCGCUUCAGAAACUGCAGGGGUGCUCUCGUAUCUGCACUCUUCAGCUUCUACUCCGAUCAUACAUAGGGAUGUCAAGUCGGACAACAUCCUCUUAGACCAUACUUUGACCGUGAAGGUGUCGGAUCCAAUUGAUCUCGCACAGCUAUCCACUGUGGUGCUAGGAACUUUGGGAUACCUGGAUCCCGAGUACAUGCUGACAAACCAGUUGACAGAAAAGAGCGAUGUUUACAGCUUUGGAGUUGUCUUGCUGGAGCUAGUCACGGGGCGUAAAGCAUUGAGUUUUGAUAGGCCGAUAGAGGAGAAGAGUUUAUCUAACUAUUUUCUUUAUGUACCCAAGCAUGAUUUGUUGGUAAAAAUUAUUGAUGAAAAAAUUGUAGGUUUGAGAAAUAUGGACCAAAUAAAUGCAGUUUGUAAGCUAGCGAAAGAGUGCUUGAACGUGAAGGGAGAAGAUAGGCCGAAUAUGAAGGAGGUAGCAAUGGAGCUCGAAGGGCUAAUACUAAGAGAGAAGCACUCGUGGGCAACAAAUGUAGAUGAUGAUGAAGAGAUGAAGUCUUUGAUUCCGAAUGAUCAUGACGGAACAAGUGGUGUGGGAUAUGAUAGUAUAUGCAGGGAUCAUAUUGUUUUGCCAAUCAAUGGAGGAAGAUGAUAUAUAAUUUACUUUCAGUAUUU